This is a messenger RNA of Morchella sextelata, 453 nucleotides long. RefSeq lists its product as uncharacterized. Lineage: Eukaryota; Fungi; Ascomycota; Pezizomycetes; Pezizales; Morchellaceae. The transcript has a single exon. Bases 1 to 453 code for a protein of 150 amino acids. The record is from RefSeq and is a predicted model, not a curated record.
AUGAGAGAUAAGUGGAACCAAAACAAACUACUACCCGACCACCUGUUAGAAGAAUGGAAUACACAACCAAUACCUAACUACCACCACCGGGGGGAAUUCCGCCCCCCUCCCAAAAUUGCGAAACUUACCCUUACAGAAGCAAAAAAGGUAUUUCGAAUUCGAUGUCAAACCACCCGAAUCGACAAACAUGCAGUGCAUACAGACCCCGAACCAUGCCAGUGUGGUAUGGAAAACUCAGCGAAACACGCACUUAUGGAAUGCCCAGCGUGGGCUCGAAUCCGCGCCCCUCUGAUAGAGAAAAUCCCCGGAGCGAUGACCUGGGAAAACUGGAUGUUCACAAACCUGAAUACGGACCUCAUCCUACAAUUUGCAAAGAAAUCUCAACUCUCGAAAUGGUACGAGCCGGUGGAGGCGGAGGCGGACCUGGAAGAGGGGAUGGAAGAAAAUGAUUAG